Messenger RNA from Amoebophrya sp. A25, 7750 nucleotides. The record is from the annotation of a GenBank genome assembly. NCBI's taxonomy places the organism in Eukaryota, Dinophyceae, Syndiniales, Amoebophryaceae.
AUUUGUUAUUUGCUUUCGUUGGUUUUCGUUAGGAAGACACAAGGAGAACUGUUUGUUCGUCAUUGUGCCGUCGUCGUGGUCAGUCGUCGCACUAGGAAGAAAGCUACAGCAAAAAGAAGAACAAGAGAAAGUAGACAAUGUCGUAGGCGUGAUUCGUAUAACGUCUUCGCUGCACAAGCGCCAUGUUGAAUCGAAGCGCAUGAAAGUAGUGACAGACUUCUUUUUCAACAUGAAAAAUGAGACGUAGGCUGAUGCGCACUAGAUUUCUCUGGAGGAGUUCUUCUUCUACACGUUGACAAUGGCAUACUCUAGUUACUUAUAACGAAGGCAUUUUGUAAGGUGUACUAGCCUCUGUAACUACUUGUAGUAUGCUCUUCAUCUCGCUGCACUACCCCACGACGCGGCAGCUGGUACAAAGAUGACGUCUCCGAUAUUCGAGUCACCGCCUGGUUCAGCGGAGGACAAGUCCCCUCCUGCGCGGUUUGUGAUAAGUACCAACAUGUCUUGUAGUUUUUUGAAUCAUAAUUAUACUUUAGUGAGUAGAUCAUGAGUUUUUUGCAUGAAAUAUCAGCCUCAUGAUCAUCUUGACACAAAAAUCCAUGUAUUCCUCGCAGCUGCCUUAUUGAUUUUCCUUUUUGAACAACACUCCCACAGAUACGCCUGAACGAAGUCCUGUAUUGCAGAAUGGCGGAAAUAAUUCAAGAGUCGGAAAAUCGGAGUUUCAAACUGCGCGUGGGACCCACGGUACCCGAGGAAAACCACCGACUUCUAACGGUACUUUUAACUCGUAACCUCCUUCAUCUUUGGAAUUUGUGACCCUGUAGUAAUGAGUACUAAAAACUGGAAGUUGCUGGUUCUAAGGAAAUCUAAGGAGGAAAAGGAAACUGAAAUCGACUUCUUCCGAAAACAGAAGCUUCGAACAACCGACCUCGUGGCAUCGCUACUGCCCGUUCCAGCCUGUCCACAGGGAAUAGUCGGGUUUGCCGCAGAGUGUCAAUCCGGAGCUCAGAUGUGUCAUCGCCGCAUGAAAACAAGCGAGGCACGCCACACCCUGUGCGUUUAGGUGGCGGGAAGCAUGCGGGAGCAUCGCCACAUCCACGAAAACUAGGAGGACACCAGCGUAGUCCUGUGUCCGCCAGAAGUGAGUCUGCAAGUCAAAGUCAAAGCGUCGAGAGCAAACGUCUUCAUCAAAGCGGAUUAGGGACGCUGCUAUUGAGGCAGGGAGGUGACAGCCUAGGAGCUCUAGGAGUAGGUGACGUGUCUAUGGGUGUGGAGACGACGGAUCAUAUCUUUGUCGGUGCUGAUCUGAGCAUGCUGAACCAGUCAGUAAUGAAUCAUUCGGUGACGCAGGAGCGGCCUCCUCCUGUUGCGACGAAUGCUGGUGCACAGAAUCAAGAAGAUCAGCAGUUUUCUUCCAAUGCGAGUAUGGGAAAUCAACAACAAAGUCCACAACUCUUGCAACGACCCAAAGUCGAUCUAGAAGACCAUCAUGAUCAGGACCACCAGAAAGACUUACCGCCCGCACCACGUGGAGGACGCGUGGGUGCCAUGAUUCAAAGAAUCAAUAGUCAGGAGAAGCUAAGACGAGAAAACUCCCUAGAACGAAGCGCAUCACUCGAUCGUGGUGUAGUUAAUAGCAAAUCUACAUCUAGUACUAGUAAGUCGUCCUCUCCGGCGGGUCCAGGUGCACCUGCAGCGAGUGCUGACAGGGUUGUUUCUUCUGCGCGUGGCUCACCGGAACUUCGAUUGCCAACAGAAUCGCCUGUUGAGAUUCGAGGAGUAGGUCCGAAUCAUGGAUCGCCGCUAGACAGUGAGCAGCAGGAACAGCAAGAAGCUUCUGGGCGAAAGGAGAGCAUUGAGGAAUUAGAGCUAAAAGAAAUGCUUGCUCGCGAAAAGAAGCAAACUAUUCCAUUGGCCGAACGGGUUCGCGCUGCGUGGACAAGGAGUCAACAAAAUCGAGGUGGUGGUGCCCAUGAUGUCCUUAGAGAAGAUGCUGUGGCUGAAGGUGGAGGUGGAGAACAAAGGUUCAAUCCAAAUGAAGAUGUUGAUGUCGAUGCGAUCCAACAAGAUGCUCAAAAACUACUAGCACAUCAUAAGAAAGAAGCAAAUGAUGGCACAAAUGGUGCUUUUUCUCCGGAAGUGGAUUCCUUUCGAAUGGAGGUGGAGGAAGCGGGCUCGCCAGAGCUACCGCCAGAAACGUAUUCCAGUCCUCUGGAGACCGAGGCUCCGCCUCUGAUUGAUGGUCCUGCUACUCGAUUCUACGAUGUACGUAGUGCGGGACCUAAAGAUUUUCUUGUUUCAAAGAAAAUGAACAACAGUGGUGGAAGUAAGACGUUGAUGGGACUGGGAGUGGGAGAUGACAAAGAUCAUGAGAAUUUAUCUAGUACUGGAGGCACGACUUCUUUGCUGAGUGGUGCCAUGCGCGGAUCGGGUUUGGGACGUGGUGCUACUUCAUCCGCCGCAUCUAAAACUCACACUGCUGCACCAUCUUCGUCAACACAACUUCCAAAGCCGGGUCGUCAGUACAAGCGGCGUGAUACAACGAGCACCACUAAUAGUGCUAGAAUAUUAGGUGGACAAGAGUCUUCGACUUCAGCAUCGAGUAGUUUUAUGAGUGGCGGUAACAAAUGUAACUACAAGACUGCCUCUUCAUCCACUACAACUUUCAAAAAGUAUACACCUCGUGGCACAACCGCAUCCGCAAGUACUUCCUCGACAGCAACUUCUAGCUUGCCACGUUCAACAACACCACAUCAGCUUCAGAAUGUUGAGCAUCCUCCUAAAAUGCGACGCACCACCAGACCCGUAAGUCCUGGUAAAGCGGAAGAUAGACGCUCAAGUGCUCCAGCGGGAUCGGGGAUAGGCGGUCAAUUGCAAGGUGCAAAACGAAUCGUCCAAGAUCUCAUCAACAGAGUGCAAGGUGGAGGCAAGACAAGUACAAAUGGGGAGGAAGACGAGACAGCUAAGGCGGGAACUGCGCACAAUUCCACUUCUACAUCUUCUCCAAAUACUCUUGCGAAGCACCGUUUUUUGAAUAGUAGUGGAUCCUCAGCGGCGCAACUGAAAUUAAAUGCUUCGGUGAUUUCGGGAACUGGUGUUGGUGCUGGUGGGUCUUCAUCCUCAACAUCACGCCAAGGCCAAAAGAGGGAGAAUUCUGCCGGAAGCGGUCCUACAUCGCACCGAAGCGGCCGUGGAUCACGCGCACCGUCUUCAGGGGAGAAUUCGACACGUUUUCGUGCGCGGCCGCCGCCAGCUUCUACUUAUCAUUUCGUCGCACCACCAAGACCCACGUCUCAAACAAGGGAUCAUGAGCCUUUGAAACCAGACAAGGCGCCAUCUUUAGCGACCGAUGUGCGUGGUGAAGCGCAAGCGCACCGUGUGGAGGAACUCAAAAAGGCACAACAACAGAAGGAACAGGCAGAAAUUGCUUUAGCGCAUUCUUUUCGAGCACGCGAGAUCCAAGAUUACACGGAUUUAGGCGUUGCGAGGCACGUGGAAAGAAGAGGAUGCACCGAACCAAGGCCGUUUCGGUUGUCAUCUAGUCGAAACAGCACACCGAGAAGGCAGUCGCCAGGUGAACAAGAGUUAUGGAGGCGUUUGUGAUGAGCAUUGUUGUUUUUGCGUUGUUAUGUUUUUGCACUUAAAGCAUAUCUACGUACAGUGAAGCUUAAUACAUUCAUCUUGAUCUUUUUUUCAUCCUCUAAAACCCGAAGGCAAGAAUUUCCGCGCCAGGCCUAUUCCGGAAACGACCUUUCAACCGGCUGAGCUUCCACCGCGCGCAACGUUCGAAAGUACGAAACCCGUUCCACCAAGGUUGUCCUCCGGCAAUCGCCAGCGUCCACCCUCACCCUCAAAAAACUACCGCACCGAGUCUCCUCCGCAGUUUCUAGCACGCGCGAUGCCUGACUUCGACAAGGUGAAAUUCCAACCUAAAAAAAGCGACCAUGAGCUGACUGAGUGCUUCGAUCCUAACCUAUCGACUGAGUUUCGAGGCAUGAAGCACCGUGAAGUGUUUGAGGAACGAAGGCGGUCCUUGAUGGAGGAGCGAGAGCGGAAGGAACAGUUUGUGCCUUUUGUAGCUCGUCCAAUUGCGGAUUACAGUGAUCAAGGCAUCCGUGCAGUGGAAAAACGACCAGCCACUACCUGUGAGCCGUUUCACUUGUCGGAACCUGUAGGUCGUGCUAGAGAGGGGUCAGCGUCUGGCGAAGGCGGGGAAGGAUCCGCGGUGUUCAGGGCACAGCCGCCACCACAGACAACGUAUGUGACUCUGAUUCAUCUUGAUGAAGAAUUCGCAUUUUUCGUAGAAUGAAUGUCGUGGUUGCUACUUCCGCCGAAAGUGCAUAGAAAAAAAAUUACAAACUCAUCAUCAUGAUCACUGGAGACCACGAAGUAUCUGUGUCCUAUCAAGAUUAACUUCGUUAUCUUUCAGGUACGAACCAGAACAGCUGCCCGAGAGAAAACCUCCGACAAUAACAGAGGCCGCUCCUUUCAAGUUGUCAUCCAAUGAGGAAACUCACACUCUGAAACGUUUUCUACGGAAAAAAGAGGAAGACAAACGGGCAGAGCAGGAAAAAGUAGAGCCUUAUAAAGCGAGGCCUGCUCCAGACUUCUCUAAAGUUCCUAAAGCCUCUCCCAAACCGGCAGAGAGGCCUUCGAUCGUGGAAAAGAUAGAGGAAUUCCGCUUGAGCACAUCGAAUUUCUCGAAGAGGCCGAAGCCAGAGGAGUUUAGCAGUACUGAUGCAUGCCCCUCAAAUUUGGAUCUUGUUCAGUCAAAGCAAGUACAGUUCCUGCUGGUUUUCGAUAUCGAUCAUCCAUUCAUCUGCUUUUCUUUCCUCUCACAGCUUGUCCGAAGGCCACGCCAGUCAAAUACGAAGAAUACGCCGAAAAAUUCAAGGCCAAACCUGUGGAGCGGCGUGAGGUGACCGAGCCUUGUCCCUUUCGGGGACUCGAAGAACGACAACGCGAACGCAGUCUGACUCCGAGACGCCGCGCCUACAAAGAGGAGCCUGUUCCUCAGUUCAAGGCUCGACCUGUUCCUCAAGGUAUUUUCAAACCACCGAGACCGCCGAGUUCUGGAAGAGGGGACGGCAGUGGAGGGAUAAAUGAAGCAGGAGACAAUGUUAAGGCGAUGAAUAAUUCAUCUUUGAGAGCAUCCUUGAGGAGUUGUAUGUGUCGUGAGUAUUUCCCUUCGACAUGCUUCAGGGAUGCAGUUGAGAGAUGAAUUGUGGAGAGGUCCUCUAACAAUGCUGGAGGCAACCAAGUCCCCAACCGUCGCGCCACUCUUCCUAUGGACAUUCGCUUGCACAGUGACAAGCAAGCGCUAAAGCGUGAAGCGUUUGAACGCGAAAAAGCCCAACGUAUGAAGGAAGAAGCAGAGAGGAAGCAGCAACUAGAAGCCCAGAAGCAGAAGGAAGAACAAGAGCGACUAGCCGCAGAGCGUAAGAGAUUGGAAUUUAAGGCGAAACCAGUUCCAGAAUAUCGAUCUGGGUUACCACAAGUAACGAAACCAGCUCUGACUGAGCCAAAGGAGUCACGCUUGACACAGCCUUUGCCUCAUCGAGCAGGAGCAUCGAAUCUUCAUAACAAGAAUGGAGGAACAACGACGAAUCCUUACAUUGCUGGUUUUAACAAGAGUUCAUCAUCUAGUGGUGCUGCUAGCGGGGCAAUCGGGACCACAAAUGUUGUUCAACACAACAACAAUAGCCAAAGCAAGCAUCUGAAUACGAGCACUGGCACAGCAGGAAGUGGAGGCGUCGUGACUUCAUUUUUAGGUGGUGAUAUUCGCACUGGAGAAGGCUUGCCGCACUAUAUGGCGCCAAGGAAGUCGUUUUUAGAUCGCCAGCAUUCAGAUGCCACACCUAAGGGAUCCUCUCGUCAAGAACAUGGACCACAGACUUCAAAUUCCACCAAUGCUAAUGGAGCAAAUAGUCUUAGUCUUGGAACAAGCGGACCACAAAGACGAACCACGAUGUUCAGCGAGAGGCAAACUAGUGUCGGGCAGUCCUCUGGAGCAAAAUGGAGUGCACGCAGAACAGAAACUUCGACUGGUGGGAUCCUGACUGGUAAAACAGGAUCUUCGAAAAGUACCUCUUCUAGAGAUCGCAACCCUCUUCUAGCAAGUAGCAGUUCUGCAUCGUCGAUCCAACAUAGUGGUGCUGUUGGAGGAUCUUCAAAUCUAAAUGCUGGAGGACCCUUGAGCAGCAAUGCUGUGGGUGUUGCUGGAGGCGGGGCUGCUCCUGCUACUUCUUCAUCUACUGAACAAGCAGGUUUCCCUCAACAAGAAGAUUCCGGCUUUACGACUACCAACAACGGAGGGGGUGGUGGUGGAUUCCGACGCAGCCUGAUAGGCAGUGCCGGACGCGCGGUGAGUGGCAAAAACAACAAGAAGAGAGAAGUUCAAGUUGUAGAUGGAACGGCGUUUGAGACUCCUAGAGGAGGUGUCAACUCGAAUGAAGCAGAAGGUAAAUUAGCGACAGUUUUCACACCACCUGAUAGAAGUGGUGGUGGAGUGUUAUUUGGUGGUGGUGGAUCUGAUCAUGAUCAAGACAAAGAAAAUAAAAACAUCUUCUUGAGCAACCUAGAAGAGGUUCAAAAGCAAUAUCAAGGGUCAUCUUCAUCAAGACUACCCUCAGCAGGGUUAGAUCAAGAGAACAACUACAUCAGAAAAAGGUAUCAUGAUCAGUUUGAGCAACGAGCCGGACUCGGAGGUGGAGCAAAUAGAAACUUCAACACAGAACAACAUGGCGAAGCCGACCAUUCAAUGUCGGAGAAUCAGCAGACUUUGAUCCAACGACCUGCAGAGGAUCCUACCUACAAUCUAGUGAGUAGCAACCGCCCGCCACCAGGAGGUCUGGGUGACACAGAACAGUUUUCUAUGGAGCUGUCAGGAUAAAAAGUGAUCUUCAUCACAAGAAAGAAGAACACGACCGAUAGACUUACUACAAGACAGAAAGUAGAAGUCGCGCAGAGGAAUCGAUGCAGACCUGACGCGUCCUGUAUUACAUGAAAAUAGCCAUGGGGAGUCAACAAAAGAACGAGAAGUAGUACUUAUGAAGACUGAGCUGCUGAAAUUAUUCGACUCAAGUCAACCCUAGAAUUUUUUAUCACCAGAUUCGUUCGCAAAUCGUAAUAUGUAACCAGCGCAUGACCGAACAAGCACUGUGUUAUGAUUCCUUGCUUACUCAAAAAGCCAUAGAAGUGACUGACAAACACCGUAUAGAAUCACCCAUGUGCAUGAAUUCAGUAUUAUUCCUCUAUGACUAUGGAGAUCCGAGAUUGAAUCCUCACAUGUUUGUUGCCCGGUUUUGCCCUGUAAGGAAUACGUAUACGGAGAUCACAGAACAGCAAGUCUCGUAGCAGUUACCGCAAUCAAUCUUCACGAGUACUAAUAUAUACCAACACAAAUAAAAAAUCAAAAUCUACUCCGUAAAAAAAACAAAGAACAAAUCCAUCAAAUCCUAUCACGGAGAGGUUAUCCACCAGACUCGUACUAAAUAAAACUGUACGGUUCUGCAGAAAAAAUUAUCAAUGGGGGGAAAGCUAAGAAACAAGAAUUGGAUGAGUGCUGGAGGGAGUAAUGUUUCGCUGAUUAACAACAGCGUCCACGUCAACACAACAUGACGUCUGCUGAAUUGAAUUCAUGCAAGGAACAAGGCAACCUAAGUUCUUCAUCCUAUCAUACAAUGUUCGUUGAUGUCCAUUCUCAGAAUUCAAAGUCGCAACUCGUACAACUGCCUCCGACAAUACCAAU